AAUUUCGGAACGGAGCCUGGGUUAGGUAUGUUAGGUUAGAUUUAAUAAAAAAGAAAUCCUAAUUUGCAUUGUUUACACUUGUGCAAAGUAAACAAGCAGUAAAAUGAUCUGAUUUGCUUACAGUGAUAUUUUACAUUGUUACGUGCUGUAUAAUGUGUACUUGGUGUAAUCGAUGUAAAAUUGUGACAAUUCUAGUUAAUGAUAUUAUAUGAAUUUCAAACUCAAUCUGAAUCUCAAAGAUGUUUUAUCUCAGGACAAGGUUCCCAAAAAUAUUGUUCAAUGCGGCUUUAGGAUUAAUAUUUACAAUGUGUUUUUGUGAACAUUUUAUAUAUUAUAUAGUACUUGUACAGUGCAGAUGGCCUAUUUUAGAUCCUAGAAAAGAAGAUUUGACUGUAUCGCAGACAGAACCGAUUGAUAAACCUGUAAGAGCUAUGUUUAUUGCAGAUACUCACUUGUUAGGUUCUAGAGAAGGUCAUUGGUUUGAUAAAUUGCGAAGGGAAUGGCAAAUGUAUAGGGCUUUCCAAACAAUGAUGACAAUACACAAACCAGAUAUAGUUUUCAUAUUGGGUGAUAUUUUUGAUGAAGGACAAUGGUGUAGUUUAAAAGAAUUUGAGAAUUACAUACAGAGAUUCCACUCCUUGUUUUAUACACCUAAGAACACAUAUCUUUAUGUUGUUGCUGGCAAUCACGACAUGGGAUUUCACUAUGCGAUUACGCCAUAUCGUAAUGAGCGUUUCAUUAAUGGGUUGAAAAGCCCGACUGUACGACGAGUGAGUAUAAGAGACAAUCAUUUUAUAUUGAUUAACAGUAUGGCAUUAGAAGCAGAUGGAUGUUUUCUAUGCAAGCCCACGGAAUUUGCAGUGAACAAAAUAGCCAAAGAUCUAAAAUGUGCGAGAAAGAUGAGCAAUUAUUGUAACAAUGCAAGCUUAAUUUCUAGAUACAGCAGGCCUAUAUUGUUACAACACUAUCCAAUGUAUCGAGAAUCCGACGAAAUCUGCAACGAAUUGGAUCAGGCACCCGAUGACAUAAAGGGUAUCAAAUUCCGCGAGCGAUGGGAAUGCCUGUCGAAGGAAGCAUCAGAACAACUACUGGAUAUUUUGAAUCCGCGACUAAUCGUCGCUGGCCACACUCAUCACGGCUGUAGAAGGAUACAUCGAGACGACAUCCUGGAAUUUACAAUCCCGUCUUUCAGCUGGCGUAACAAAGUGAACCCGUCCCUCUUGAUGGCUAUCGAUGAGAUGGAGCAGAGGGAUCUGCCACAGGCGUUCCGUCUGCUGGGGGAGAUGAACGCCAAUGUCCUGCAGGUGAACCAGCUGGUGGAUAAUAUGCUGGUCCGCGUGAAAAACGGCGAGAUCUCCACGGACAAAGGUCUCAGUUUCUUGGAGAUGAAAUAUCACAUGUUGCUCUCCUAUCUUAUAAACCUGACCUACGUGGUGCUGAGAAAGUGUUCCGGGGAACGCGUCGAGGAUGAUCCUUCAAUCGAUCGUCUGAUCGAGAUCAGGACCGUCCUGGAGAAAAUCCGACCAAUAGAUCACAAGCUUAAGUACCAAAUAGAUAAGCUUGUCAAGACUGCUGUAACUGGUACCAUUAACAGCGAUGAUCCCAGCAACUUCAAAGCCAAUCCUGACGCCUUGGUCGCCAAGCUGGACAGCUGCAAUGAGGAGUCUGACAGCGAGCAGGAGGAGGAGACAGAAGGCUUUAAGUCAACACAGCCUAGGAAGUCGAAUGUCUAUGUGCCACCCAAACUCGUUGCAGUACAUUAUGACGGUGAUGAGACAAUGGCGGAGAAAAUUCGCAAAGCCGGCGAGAGAGCUCGCAGACGCGCCGUGUCUAACACAGUUCUACGGGAGCUGAAGGAAGAAUAUCUGGACGCGCCUGUGGAAGAUAGCCAAGGCUUGAGCGAGAAGCAAGCGAUUCUGGGACGCGAGAAUAAGCGGAAAAUCGAGUAUGAGGAAAAUUACAUGACGCGCCUGCCGGUGACUAAGCAAGAGAAACACAGGCGUCGUCAGAUGACGACUUUAGGCACUCUCGGCGACGAGAUCACCACUUUCGGGGAGUCAUCUGCCAAGUCUGCUAAAAAGAGAAAAGCUCAGAAAAAAGGCAAAGCUAAAAAGAGUUUCAAGAAAAAACGGCAUCACUAAGAUGGCUUUGGGACGACGCGAGAGCCCAGUUUCAUACAGCAUUAACGAUUAAGGUAAAAGGCAAAAAAGAAAAAAAAUUUACUUCUGACUUCUUCUCGACAAAAGCAGAUGCCACUAAUACUCGUUGCUAAGUUAAGCUAAAUAACUCGUAACAUCUUAGUAAUUAAAAAGAAAAAAAAGAAGACAACGUGUCGACGGUGGAGUAAAAAUAGCACGAUGGUAAUUUAUUACUGUAUAAGACAUACUAAUGGUCGUGUAAUUGAUAAUUAUAGUUAAUAAUGAUUUUAAUCUUUAACUGUUGUCUGAAAGAUCAAUUUUGAUCUGCGGAGUCCGCACGGUCCGCCGAACGUGAGGACGGUUCACUCUUUCGAGAUGAAAGACGCGGUAACGAGAUGUCGUGAACGGGCACACACGAGCUUAAACAAAACGGAAAUUAAUGUGUCGCAUAGCGUAAUUAUAUUAAACACGUUAGGAUCGAGUUGGCGGAUCACGGCUCCAAGAUCGAAAAUUGUGAAUUACACGUAAAAGUUGAAAGCAGAACAUUUUUCUGCUUUAUUUUGAAAUAUUCUCCAGCUAUAUAGGGAAAAGAGGAAAAAGAGGAUGGAGGAAAUGAGGAAGGGAAGAGAAGAUUGGUAAACAUAGCGGGAGAGACGAUAUUGAAUUAAUUGUUAACAGAAGCGUAAAAAUCACAAGACAUUCCAAAAAAAAGAAAAGGGGAGGAACCGCAGAAGUUAGAAAACUCGGGAUUCAGAAAACAAAAAACGAAAAAAAAAUAAGUAAGAUAAGACGAAGAACAUUCUCUAGAACUGCACGCACUCGGCGCAACUUCCGAAGGAAAAAUUAACUAAGAGAAAAGUAAAAAAGUAAAAAAAAAAAAGAAAAGCAAAAACGAUAACUUCGUCGUGCGAUAUCGCAUGUCUUAGGAUUUUCUCGCUGUCUUAGAGGUAGUGAAGUAGUUACUAGUUUUACUAUUAUACGUAUGUUUCGUUUGUGUUUUUCCCCUGGUGAAACUGUUGAGGCUAUUAUAUCUCGAUGUGAGUCAUGUUUUUACGUUAAGUCUCAUUUCUCGGUUUCCUUACUUUUUUAUUUACAAUGUGCUUGUGCAUUGUAUCUGUUGUUUUCGUUUAAACGUAAUUAUUAGGUGUAUAACUCUUGGGUUGAGUCGUUAAACUUAUAUUGAUGGUAAUAUAAGGAUAACACGAGCGUGUCAAAAUUCAAAAUUGUCGUCAAUUUCUCGAAUUUGAUUUCAAUUGACUGCGUUUGUUUUUCUCGGGGAGGGGGAGCCUGUCACAUAUCAUAUAUAACGGAUAUAAACCGAUGAACGAAGACUAGGGCGAAAAUCACUUCUGCAACGAUAAAUAAGAUAUUUGUACAAUCAAACCGCGCGCGGGAACCGGGAUCGUUGCCGUCGCCGCUGUCGUCAUCAUCAUCAUCAUCGACGACGACGACGACGUCGUCGUCGUCUUCGGCUCGGUUCCCCCGUGCUUAAAUAGGUUGGAUUUUUUUAACGUUGUUAAAAUGUGGGUGCGCCUCUCGUGUCGGAGGCGUCCCAGUGAAAUGUUCCUUUCUAAUGUAGUGAAAGAGUCGAAUAAGCGCGAAGGAGAAGGGCGACAAUUGUUCUAUGCAGAUCGAGUGCGUUAGAUACGUAUAUGUUAGUAGCCAUUGCUCAUACAUGCAGAAGUGAUCCCGCAUUACCUUCAAAGGAGUAAACUAAUUCGCUGUAUGCUGGCCGGGGGCUCAACCAUCCAUAGAUAUUAUAUUUUUUACAGAAGUGUUCAUAGAUUGAGCCAACUUGGCGCGGCGACGAUGUCACACGCGCCCCCUCUUUUCGCAAUCUGUGAGGACGAUUUAAAGAAAAAAAAAAAAAAGAAGAAGAAGAUGAAAAACUAAAAAAUGUGAUAAAUUAUUCAUGAAAUAAUAGUUAAAGAGAACUUAACAAAAUAGCACAAUCGCUGGGCAUUAUUUACAAGUGCUAGCAAGCCUAAUGUCAGCAGCCUUGUCGUAUUUGGUAAAAGAAAAAAAAAAGAUGAAGUUUAUGAAAACGCCGAAUCGCGGACGGAUCAUCGAUCGCUGACUCGAACGACACUAAUGAACGCCCCUCGUCCAUCGCGAUGCUGCGCGACAACGCAAUUUUUUCGAUAUCGAGACGUUGUCCUAACACACGCAUACACACAUACACACAUAUACAUACGCAUGCACACACGCACACAGAAUCCGUCCGACAUUCGGCCUUCCUCAUACUCCACGCAUAGACGAUAAUUUUUGAAACACACCUACGAGCGACGCAGCCGGCGAGCCCAAAACUUUCUCCGAAUGGACAGAGCUGUUACCGAUAAGUGUUUUUUAUAUUACAACACAAAUAUCUCCACGAAGUUUCGAUUUACUGCCGUGUACGGGGCGACCUCCCGUAUAAUAGAAUAUUUUGCAAUAGAAACAUUGAACGUUUACUCGAUCUCGCUCUACGAGGCCUCUACGAUAGUUUGUAUUCGCUGUUUUUCUCGCGGCAUGCACGUGUACGCACACAUACACACACACGCGCGCGCGCGUUUUGGGCUCGCGGUCGCAGUGCGUAGGUGUGAAGGAGUAUUCAUACGAUACACAUAUCCACACGCAACAUAUAGCAGCAAGGUAAUAGGAUUACAUUGAAUACACUACCUCAAAUCAAUAGAAAUAUGGAUUUACAGUAAUGGAAUCACCGCGGCGGUCUCGCUCGCGUCAUCGUAAACGCAGUCUCCUUUCUGUUUUGCAAUUCAACACCGACCGGCCACUGAGAUUCUUUUCAUGGAACAUUUUUAAUUAGAGCUUCGUUGAGGAGCGGAUUUAUUCGUCUCCGGAUACGAGUUCUUGCCUACCUGUAUUAAAGAAAGAAAGAAAGAAAGGAAGAGUGUCAGAAUGAAAGAGAGAGAGAGAGAGAGGAGAAAAAGACCUAGUUGAAGUGUACAAAUAAAUAAAUAAAUAUAUAUAUAGAAAAGAGAUGCGAGCGUGGCCGCUGCUACGGGCUUUAAAAGUAGUCCUUCAAAUCCAACAACGCUGCCGAAUGCCGAACUGCAAAAAAAAAGAAAGAAGUAUCAAGAUAUCUUUGCAGCAAAGAGAGGGAGAAAGACGAGAGAGAAAGAGAGAGAGAGAGACGAGAUAGGAUUGAUUUAUUGACUACAUUCAUAGUCUUGUGAGGAUGUACGAUGUUUGAUUUUUAUAUCGGUGAAAUUUUUGUGUAAUUUUAUGUAUACUAAUAAAAAAAAAAAAUAUGACAAUUCAACGUGUGAGCGAGAGCGAUUGAGAGAACGGAGAGCGCGCGAGUAAUAGAGAGAGGAGAGAAAGAGUUUACCUGUACAUUUACAAAGUGGUUAUUACGAAUGAAUUAUUAUGAUUAUCUAUUAUUAUUAUUGUCACGGAUUAUACUAUGAUUAUUAUUAUCAUCAUGUAGAAUGCUUCUUACUGACUGAAUAAAAUGUUUUCAAUGUCA
Molecule: messenger RNA, 5604 nt
Organism: Odontomachus brunneus
Lineage: Eukaryota; Metazoa; Arthropoda; Insecta; Hymenoptera; Formicidae
Product: metallophosphoesterase 1-like
Exons: 11
Coding region: 240-2141 (633 amino acids)
Biological process (GO): GPI anchor biosynthetic process
Molecular function (GO): hydrolase activity
Source: RefSeq, a predicted model, not a curated record